UUUUGGAAGGGGCAUAUCAUGGGCCUAGAGGAUAAAGUAUUUUUUCCCCCAUUUAAUCGUCUAAGUUUAUUGAUUCAAAGAAUCAUUCUGUAGUUGAAAUGUAGUUUAUUAUGCUUUGAUGAUGAUGAUGAUGCUUUCUUUGUUCAGUAUAGAUCCCAUUUUUAUUUUCAGUUAUUUGUAGGUUUUUAAGCGGUGGUGUUUUUGUUGUAGAAUGUUUAUUUGUUAAUUUGAUGCCAGAUGACCAAAUCCGUUUUUUUUUAAUUUGUAGGUUUGUUUCUUAAUUUAGUUAAGGCGAAAUAUUUUCAUUUAUUUAUUUAUUUACAAUCUUUUUUUCCAGUUAUUGGCAGGUUUGUCUUAGUGAGGGUCUUUUAGUUGUUGUUGGGUAUUCAUUUAUUUAUUUAAUGGCAGACAAAUUUUAUGGUCAUAUGUGUUUUUAUUUGCAGGUGUGCACAAUUUAAUUUCUUUACUUGCUUCUUCAAUAGCAGAUUACUGCUAAUGCUCUUUUUUUUUUUUGUGUGGGGGUAGUUUAGUUAAUUCAUCUGGUGUGUUCAUUUGUAGUUUGAUAUUUAUUUUUAUAUGUAUUAGCAGAGGGCGGCACGGUGGAGCAGCUGGUAAACCGUUGGUCUCACAGUUCUGAGGUCCUGGGUUCAAUCCCUGCCGCGCCUGUGUGGGGUUCGCAUGUUCUUCCCAUGCCUGCGUGGAUUUUCUCCAGGCACUCCGGUUUCCUCCCAUAUUCCAAAAACAUGCAACAUUAAUUGGACACUCUAAAUUGACCCUAGGUGUGACUGUGAGUGCAACUAUUUGUCUCUAUGUGCCCUGCGAUUGGCUGGCGGCCAGUUCAGGGUGUACCCUGCCUCCUCCCCGUUGACAGCUGGGAUAGGCCCCAGCACUCCCCGCGACCCUCAUGAUGAUAAACGACAAGGAAAUUGGAUGGAUGUAUUAGCAGCGCUCUGAAUUGCCCCUAGGUGGGAUUGUGAGUGCGGCUGUUUGUCUCUAUGUGGCCUGCGAUUGGCUGGCAACCAGUUCAGGGUGUACCCUGGCUCCCGCCCAUUGACAGCUGGGAAUGGCUCCAGCACUCCCCGCGACCCUUGUGAGGAUAAGCGACCAAGCGAGCAGAUCUGUGGUUACUGUAUGGACUUUGCAACAUGAAUUGUGUAUUCUAAACCCUCCAUAUUUUGUACAGAUUUUUUUUGGAAGACACAUCUGAAGAAAAAACAUAAUAAAUUCAAAAAGAACACUACAAGUAUUCCUGGAAUUGAGAGAUUGGCAUCAACUACUCUUCCCGACAGUCGGAAUGUUCGAUCGAGAAGAGGAAAAAAAAAGAGGUUUGGGCAAAGUCUUUUGUGGAGCACGCAGAACCAACCCAACCCAGCUUGAAAUAAAUAAAUACUGACAGCAGAAAACAGAGUCUGGGCGCAACAAAAGGAACACUUCAACAUGAAGACUUGCUUGGAUUCCUUCACGCUGUUUAUGCUGUUUUUGCUGGUUUUCCCAACCAAGACUUCAACACUGGACCAGUUCUCAGGAUGCAGUCCAGGAGUUGCAGCUCUCAAACGCAGCAUAAAGAAACUGGAAAACAAACUCCUGAUCGGAGCUUGGCAGGUGGAACACUUGCAGAGGCACAAAUACUUUCGUCCGAUCCCCCCUGCUCGUACUUUGUCGGACUCCAAAAAUGGAAGCGGGACGUUGGAAAGCUCCAACGCGACCCUGAUGAAGCCUCUCGCACCGGCAGGAAGCCUGAUGGUCCAUGACAGAGACUGUUCUGAGCUGUUUGACAGAAUGAAAGUACGCAGCGGGUUUUAUCGCAUCCGGCCCAAAAUCGACCGGGAGCCAGUUUUGGUCUACUGCGACAUGGACGAUGGAGGAGGCUGGACUGUUUUCCAGAAACGGCGACAUGGAAAAGUUGACUUUAACAGAGACUGGGUAGAUUACAGAGAUGGCUUUGGCGACUACAAACUGUGGAAUGACGAGUUCUGGUUGGGAAAUGAGCACAUCUAUUCUCUGCUCUCUGAAGGUAAGAAUCUGGUCAAGAUAGACUUAAUGGACUGGGCAGGACAGAGAAGUCAUGCGUAUUAUGAGAACUUCCAGAUCACCAGUGAAGCUGAUCGUUACCGCCUCAAGUACGGCCUGUACAGCGGGAAAGCCGGGGAUGCUCUGGCAGGUGGAGGAGGCAUGGUGGAGCAGUGGUCCGCGGGCCUCAGUGGCAUGCAGUUCAGCACGAGGGAUCAGGACAAUGACCGCUACAUUCAAGGCAACUGUGCCCAAGAGAACAAUGGAGGUUGGUGGUACAACAGAUGCCACGUUGCCAACUUGAAUGGGAAGUUCUACCGCAAAGGGGAGUACAAGGGUGAGUUUGACAACGGCGUGGUGUGGGGGACAUGGAGGGGCCUGUGGUACUCCCUCAGACACACCACCAUGAAGGUGCGCCCUCUGCUUUUCUUGGACGCCAUGGGCAGUGGUGGAGGCGAAGGUUAAAUAUGUC
Molecule: messenger RNA, 2482 nt
Organism: Syngnathoides biaculeatus (alligator pipefish)
Lineage: Eukaryota; Metazoa; Chordata; Actinopteri; Syngnathiformes; Syngnathidae
Gene: fgl1b
Product: fibrinogen like 1B
Exons: 11
Coding region: 1438-2475 (345 amino acids)
Source: RefSeq, a predicted model, not a curated record